AUGCAAAGUCCCGUGUGUCUCGGUGAGGGGAAGGUGCCUGCCAGCCUGAUGGACUGCCUGAUGGACUGCCUGAUGGACUGCCUGAUCGAUUGCUAUACAUGCGGAUAUGGGCGGCAAUCCGCUGUUCUGACUCUCCUCACGGAAAUAAGAGCUGACUUUGAGCUGCGCAAUCCUAUAUUUCAAGCUCUUCCGAUGCUUUUCGGGUUUUCGUGUUCUCCAGUUUUAUCAAGUGCUCCUCCGGAUGGGGGGUCCAGCCAAGACCAGCCGAAAGGGGCCGCUACCAACGGAGACUCGACCAGAGCAGAGGUUUACCACUCGGAUUCUGAAAGUGAUGUAUUAAGUGACGAAUCACAGGAGCAAGGGCAUGAUGUCACAAGUCUGUUCAUCAGCUCUACCAUUUCACGGGACGAUACUUUGAGUCAAGCCAAGCAAGAACGCGGAAUCUUAUCGCACCUUAAGGAUCACUUGAACUCCGGAAACCUGGAACUCAAUAGUUCUAGAGACUUACUUCGUCCCCCGCCACCACCAUCAGCAUCACCUAUCAACUGGAUACCAUCGCCGACGAUCCAUCCUCAACUUUUUCCGCCUCCAGACCGUCCUCUGCGUCCAAAUUUUAGAUUAGGUCCCCGUUAUCCAAAUUCCAAAGCAUCGAAGAACUCAAAAUGGCGGAGGAAGCUACCAGCUCAACGGACGAGAUCUUCUGCCGCAAUCUCAAAGGAAACAAAUGUGGAGAGUAGAGAGCACACGAGAGUCGAUACAAGUCUCCACAGCAACGAUAAUGGAACGGUGGUUGAUUCUCGGACCCUUGAAGAAGAAAAAAAUCCGACCAAGAUUCAAGAGGUCUCUACCUUCGUAUCAUACCUUCUCGACACAAUGCAGAUGUUGGAGAGACAACUGCGGUUCCGUGCUGCCGACAGCUCCGGUAGUGAUUCUGAUAGUGACUCACAAGACGAAAAAGUAGCUGUUGGCCCGCCUCCCAGGUUUCAGACUGUUCAUCGAGUUUUCUGUACAGCCAGAUUUCAUGACCACGACGGCACCCUGUAUGAAGAUGAACCAGUGACUCGAAAGAUCAGGUUUCCUGGUGAUAAUGGAUGGCUUGAGGCUCAAAAAGAAAUCAUCAAUCUCGACACAUGGUUAAACAAACGGCCAUCGCUCUGCUUCAUUGUCAUUAAGGAGCACCGCUGCGCUCAAGAUCAGAGGGCCGAUACCCAAAGACACAGAAUACGGAACUAUAUUGGUCUUCCCUCGGGAAGACUGGAGAGACUUAAAGUUGUGUCACCCGUCCUCCAGAAAGCCUUGAAGCAAGUUGCGAAGUUUCAAGUUUACCGUAAAAGCGAGCAGGACGACUUUGCUACAGAAAUGGAAGCCCCGUAUCUAUUUUUGUUCCAUCAUAGGAAGAAACUUGCCGCACUCGCAGAGACCGAAACAUAUCAAGAGGUUAUCUUGCCUCUGAUGAAGUUCCUCAAGGAAAGCUACGAGGCUGAAUACACGGAGGCUGAGGAGAUGUUUCUCCAGGGACAGAUAAACGCUUACCACAUCCACAAGUUGUUCAAACCGAACCAAAUGCUUCUUAUCAAGAAAAAGGGAGAGCCACAAGUUGCCUUUGUGUUGGAAGAUUACAGCAUGAUGGCGCAAGAAGAGAUUUCCCUCCACGGCUGGAGUUGGCACUACAAUGGGAAUGACUUACAUCGAGUCCCAAAAUCCGGGCGCAUUGGCUUUGUACCCGAGGAGAAGAUGAAUAUCUGCGACCUUGUCGUCCACCCAAUCGAGUUCGCUAGAGAAGAAGACAUCAAAACAUUGACCCAACGAGGAAAUAAGUUUUGGAGCAUGAGAGGCCAAGUGUACAUUUGCUACACAGGAUGGGACAAGGCUUCAAGACAUCAAUACGCCUCUGCAAGGUUUAUGGUAGACACGGCCACGUAUCAAAUGAUGCAUGGCCAUUCGAUGUCCUCGUCAUCCGAGCCACCGCCUAAGUAUGAUCCGUGGCCCAUGAGGGUAAAUCGCCGAGAGGACUUACCACCAAAAACUGAAAUGCUACUGCCAGCUACUGUGCAAGGCUUUAAUCUCCAAAAGAAGAAAUGGGUCAACCUGUAUGUCGAGAAUACUCAUGGAGUCAAUUGGAACUACAAGGCGUUUGAUCGUCUCGUGUUGGACGUCAAGACGAAGGAAAUGAUCCAUGCACUCGUUGACGUUCAGACUUCGGCAAAGAAAAUGGACGACAUCAUCACUGGGAAGGGCAACGGGCUCAUUAUACUACUUCAUGGCAGUCCAGGAACUGGCAAGACAUUGACGGCAGAAAGCGUUGCCGAAAUCGCAGAGAAGCCGUUAUACCGAGUCACCUGCGGAGAUAUAGGUACUGAGGCGCGUGAUGUGGAGAAAUAUCUUGAGACGGUGAUGUACUUGGGGAAGACCUGGGACUGCGUGCUUUUGCUGGAUGAAGCAGACGUCUUCUUGGAAGAGAGAACCAUGGCAGACCUGCAGCGAAACAGUCUGGUAUCGGUUUUCUUACGGCUCCUUGAAUAUUACGAGGGCAUCCUCAUCUUAACGUCCAAUCGCGUUGGAACCUUUGACGAGGCAUUCAAAUCUCGCAUCCAGGUGGCGAUUCACUACGACAAUUUGACCACGAUGUCACGCAAGACAAUUUGGCAGAAUUUCUUCGACAUGAUUGAAGAGUCAGCUGAUGAAGAUGCCAACAUGCCGGAACUAGAAAGUAGGCUUGAACAGUUGGCUAAAGAAGAUAUGAACGGGAGACAAAUCCGGAAUGCGCUGCUCACUGCGCGACAACUUGCAAAGCAUCGCAAGGAACGAUUGGGCUGGGAACAUCUCAGCCAAGUUAUCAAGACUUCUACUGCUUUCAACAAGUACCUAAAGGCACGAUGCGUCUUAUUCUAUGGCUGCAUAAAUGUUGUGAUUGAUAAGGAAAGACUUGAGCUGGCAAUGAACAUCCGGAAUGCCGAAUACCUCCUACGGGUGGCUAAGCAGGGAGAAGGAAAAAAGCAAGUACAGAAGCAGCAUAUUCUAGCACAUACCAUUCCACUUCCAAGGCCAAACGACAAACAUUAUCUGCAUCUUCAUCGCCGGCCCGAUAGUGCAUAUAAAACCACAACCGAUGCCUCCUACGAGAGGGACGAAUGA
This is a messenger RNA of Colletotrichum lupini, 3135 nucleotides long. RefSeq lists its product as uncharacterized. The record is from RefSeq and is a predicted model, not a curated record. NCBI's taxonomy places the organism in Eukaryota, Fungi, Ascomycota, Sordariomycetes, Glomerellales, Glomerellaceae. Gene Ontology annotation, molecular function: ATP binding; ATP hydrolysis activity. The transcript is spliced from 11 exons. The coding region runs from base 1 to 3135 and encodes 1044 amino acids.